AAUUUCCUCACUCGUCGCUCUCUCUCUCUCUCUGAAGCCUUCAAACCGGAAAGCGAGAAAAAAGAGAACCGAGGGCAAAAAAGGGAAUUUCAUCUCUCGCCAUCGAUCCGCCGUCAGUUCUCAUCUGCCUCUGCCGUUGGAUCCAUGAAGCGCGCGAGCGGAGCUAGAGUUUCGCGGGCGGAGCGGGGCGUUCCGUUGAGAUUCCAGCUUGUUGCCAUUGGGAGAUGAGCCUUUCGAUUCCAGCCGUGCGAUCUAGGGUUUGUGUAAUAGACGGUCGAGAUUUCGUUUCCGAAUGGAGGGGAGUGGCAGCGAACUAGGAUUUCUUCUCUCGCGGGAAUACACCCAUGGAUUAUGAUGAGAAUGACUUUCAAAGCCAGAAUUUCCAGCUAGUAGGCGACGAGAACAAAUUUCCUCCAAGCUUAAGAUCAUUUGCCCUACCGAAAUUUGAUUUUGACGAACAUCUUCAGGUCCAUCUCAGGUUUGAUAGUAUAGCUGACACAGACGUGUUACUUGGCAUACAAGGUCAAGACAACAAUUGGAUUGAGGACUUUUCAUCUGGAACCAGCGCAUUAGAAUUCAGUUCAAGUGCUGCUGAUAAUUGCUCAAUUACUAGGCAUAACAAUGUCUGGUCUGAGGCUACUUCAUCUGAAUCUGUUGAAAUGUUACUGAGAUCUGUUGGAGAAGAUGAGAUGAAUGACAAAAAAGUUACACCCAUGGAGGCGGAUGCUCAAAACGUAAUGAGUGGCAGGGAUUCUGCUUCAAGAAAAGUUGAUGAUGAGAAGAUGACGAGGGACAUCAUACUAGAUGAUCCUUCAGUGCCACCUGGUAAUUUUCAGAUAAACUUAUUAGGGCAUGGUGAUGCAAAUGCGGCUCAGUCUGAGGUUCAAGGUGUGUGUCAACUUUUCAGCAAUGAAAUAUCCGGUGUAGCACUGGAUGCAAGUUCUGUAGGCAAGCAGUUUCACUCUGAUAAAAACGUUGGCUCUGAGCAGUGCAAAAUAGGUGACAAUGUAUCUUUGCCAUCAGAUUUGCACCCAGAUGAUGCUCAGAAUAGGAGAAACCAGAUGUUAAGAGAUGCCAAAGGGAAUGAGCAGUUGCUGCAGAGCCAUGAAGUUGAAACUCAUUUUUGUAGUAGAGAGAAUACAUCCUUCCUGGAGCCAACUAAGAAUCCUUUUGUGUUGAUGAAUGAAAAUGUGACUGGAUUUUCUGAAAAGCCUGAUGGGUUGCUAGAAGCUAUUACUUACCAAGCACAGGCUUUGAGCAAUGAAAAUAAGGCAGGUGCUAGAAGUUCGAUGCAGGUGCAUGAGAUUCAUUCACUAGAAACUGAAAGAGAGAGAAUUAUGGAUUCAGAUUAUGUUGAUAUCAGCAAGGAAGAUGUUCCAAAGAAGCUAACCGAUUAUAAUGACAAAGUGAUAGGAAAUACCGUGGAAACAGCAGUGGAGGGAAAUGUUUUAGCUGUAAUGGAUUCUGAAAUGCAAAGGAUUGAACAAAAAGACGAAAGUAGCAGAAAAUUUAAUAAUCUACGUUCCCAGACUUCGGAUCCAGGUUUUCUGGAGAAGAGUGUUGAACCUAAAAUUAUGGGAGAUGUUGAGGAAUCCGGUUCUAAAUUGAUUGCAUCAGAAAAUGUUAUGUUAGAUCAAUCUCCUUUGUCAGCUGUACUUAAUAAUGAUGAGGCUGAGAUCUCAUCUUCUGUUCCUAAAAAAGUACAUAGGGCAGAUGAGUCAUCUGAUGUUCGAUCAUAUUCUCCUGAGCCAUCAAAUAGUCCUGGUACAAAUAAUCCAAACAAUGGUGAUACGAGGAAACUGGAAACUGCCAUAUCUUCUGCAUUAAGUUCUGAUGGUGUGGGAGUUGCGAGUGUCUCUAAAGACAAAAGUUUAAUACAUGAGGGGUCAGCGGCCUCUGAUCUUGGCUUGAUGGGUGUUGGACAAUCUUUCCUUGAUGGCGGUGAGUCCCAAGAACAGAAACAAAUGUCUCCUCCGAAGUUACAUCAACAAGUUUCCAUCUAUUCAGACGUGAAAGAAGCGGAAAUAACUGGAACCUCAUCUGCUUCUCUUUUGAAAAAUAAGUCAGAUGCCCCACUAGGGGUUGAGCCAGUUAUACCAUCUGAUUCAGUUGUCUCCCAUAGCUCACCACCUAAAGGAAUAGCCCAGGAUGUGCCAGUACUGCCCGGUGGCAAACUUACUGUCCUUGACAAAAGAGUUGACUUUCACCAGUCACAACAUACCUCUACUACAGAUGUUCCAGAACGGAAAGAGGGACCAGCACCGAGUCAAAUUUCAUCAGAGUUCAUAAGAUCUGAUGAAAAGAAAGCUAAAAUUUCUGCAAGCUCUAGUAUAACAAAAUCAGAGGCUAAAGUUUCUGUAAGCUCUAGUUUAGCAAAAUCAGAGGGCAACAUCAAUGAUAGGCCAUUUGUGCAUUCGGAUAUUGGGGAAAGUAGUCCUCUAAGUAAUAGGACAAAACCAAAAACUACUCUGGUGGAGCACACUUCGUCUUGUGUGGAAGACUCUGUUGUAGCCAAUAGUGAGCUUCCGUCUUUAGCAGAUAAACCAAUCACACAUGAGGAAGCUACAGCAGUUGGAGGGAACCUUGUUACUCAACAUUCUUCUUUAAAAGGAAAGGAUAACCCUGAUAAAUCAGAAGCCUCAUCUCAUGAAAACAAGGAGAUGAUGUUUGGAGUUUCUGCAGAGUUGAACCAUGGUGAGGGACAGCCGCUGCGAGAAACUCUUCUGUCUGCUACUCCUGUAAAUUCUGGGUUGGAUGCAUCUACUCUGAUGCCCGGAACCAAUGCAGAAGCCCAGAUGGCAGCUGAAACUGGCAAACCAAGUUUACCAGAGUCAAGCUGUGGUUCACCCACGGUUAUCGGCUGCAGUGGACACUCUCAAGAAGAACCAGAGGGUAGGAGAGCCCUAACAAUUAGUCAUGAUUCAAAGGAGAGUACAGCAUCUGAUGAUGACAGAAGCUUCACAUUUAAGGUUGGAAGAGUAGAAGAGCCGUCUGAAAAAGAGGCAGGCAGUCAAUGGAAACCUUUCCCCAGUCCUGUACAGUCUUCUGAACCAUCUCAGAUUUCAAAAGAAACUAGGGGAUGCCAUUCAGAAUCGGUAGAGGGGAAACAUCAGAGCAUGAUGACAAAAGCAGCUUCUGGGGAUAGAACAAAUCAUGCAAAAGGACCGUCCAGUGAAAAAGUAACCACACGAAAGGGCAGGGUGGCCAAAGGGACAGUAACACGUAGGAAGUCUACAGAUAGUGUUGAAAAAUUAUCUUCUACUUAUUCAACAUGUGGUGGGACUGUAAGUAGUGGCAUUCAGUUGGAAGAAAUACAACCGUGUAUGUAUGCUGAGAGUAAUCACGUGAAAACAUCUGGUUCGCCAAUUGUCCAGUCAUCUAGCCUGCCUGAUUUGAACUCUUCCACUUCUGUCAUAACAUUGUUUCACCAACCUUUCACUGAUUCACAACAAGUACAAUUGCGUGCACAAAUAUUUGUUUAUGGAUCCCUAAUUCAAGCUAUCCCACCAGACGAGGCUUGCAUGCAAUCAGCCUUUGGAGACACUGCAGAUGGUGGAAGGAGUGCAUGGGAGAGUGUGUGGCGCAAGUCAGUUGACAGACAACAGAAUCAGAAGUCACCUUUUAACUCUGGGACUCCUCUGCAUUCUCAUUCGGCUGUGCAAAAGACUGAACAAGCAACAAAAUGCAGCUCGCUCCAAGGUAAAGGUGUGAGCACUACUAGUAGAAGUGUUAGCAAAGCUAUAGCCCCAGGAGUUCUAAAUUCCACACCACCUUUGCCAUCACCCCUGUGGAGCGUCUCAAAUCAUGAUGCAUCACCCUCUAAUUUGCCAAGAUGUGCCCAACUCGACUUCAAUCAGCCUCUGUCUCCAUUGGAUUCUUAUCCAUCUUCACAAAAGAGGAAGUUAAGUAGCAGUAUGCCACGACUGCCUCACAAUGAUCAUCCGGGGCCGUGGGCUGUCUCUGCCCAAAGUCCAACCCUUAAUGCUGCUAUCCAAUAUUCAACAGUACCAGUUGUUGAAACUGUUCAAGCAACACCAGUGAAAGAUAUGUCCAUGCCACAUGGUGCUAGCGUCCAACUUGUGCCCCCAAGUCCGUUGAUGCCUGCUCCAAGUACUGCAAGUGCUUCUCCAGGGGCACUAGUACAUCUAGAAACACACAAGAAGACCGUGAGCGCUGGUAAUAGUAAGAAUGCAUCUAGUGUCCAGAAAUCUAGAAAGAAGAAGAAGGCAGCAGCUACUGAGGAUUUUACACAAAACAUUCCAUUUUCUCAAUCUUAUACAGAACCUGCUUCUUUCAGUUCAGAUCCAAAAACUCUACCUUCUACACCACCAGGCCUGCCAUUAUCUUCUGCAAAACCUGCUUCUGAUGCUUUUGUUCCUAAAACUUUAUCAUCUGUUCCAGGCUUGCCAUCUUACACACCCUCAAAGUUUGCUUCUCAGCACAUCAUUUCGGCUAACACCAAUAUCUCUCCUACUCAGUAUCAGGUAUUAGGGAGUGACAAUACUGAUCAGAGGGUUAUCUUUUCAGCAGAGACAUGCAAUAAAUUCGAGCAGGCUAAGCUGCAGGCUGAAGAUGCUGCUGCAGUUGCCGCUUCAGUGGUCAGUCACAGCCAAUCCAUAUGGAACCAAUUAUCUAUUCAGAGUAACUCAGGGCUGGUUAAAGAAGUCGAAGAGAAACUUGCUUCUGCAGCAGUUGCAGCUGCUGCAGCUGUAUCUGUUGCAAAGGCAGCUGCAAUGGCUGCUAAGGUUGCGUCUGAUGCUGCUCUACAGGCAAAGAUGCUAGCAGAUGAAGCUCUAGAUUCAGCUAAUACAGAGGGCCUUGCACAAAAUUCGGAAGUUGUCUUUGAUGGUGGGAAGAGUUUGGCAAGGCUAACUCCUGGAUCAAUUCUGAAGGGAAAGGACAAAACAUAUGGUUCUAGUUCAAUUAUUUCUGCUGCCCGUGAGGCUACUAGACGCAGGGUCGAAGCAGCUUCUGCUGCCACGAAACGAGCAGAGAAUUUAGAUGCUAUCAUGAAGGCUGCAGAACUGGCUGCAGAAGCUGUAUCCCAGGUAGGGACAAUCAUAGCAAUGGGGGAUCCAUUGCCUUUUAAAUUAAGUGAAUUGGUAGAAGCUGGUCCUGAGGGUUGCUUGAAAGCUCACCGACUCACCUCUACAAAGCUUAAGAAAGCAAGCAAACUGUCUGGGGAGGAGCACAAGGACUUGGAUCACAGGGAUAACGAUUCUGACCAGACACCUUGUAACAAUAGAGAAUUGCAGAGAGCUUCCGUGGAAGCUGGGAUAUUUCAUGAUGAGCAGUCCAUUCAUUCUGGAGAAGAUCGGCAAGGCUUGGAAACUGGAGGAGUUCCAUCAAACAUUCCAAAUGAUAGCCAUGAAAGAUGUCAUUCACUGAGCAAACGGAAAGAAAAUGCUAUACAGAAGGGUUCAGUUGUUGAGGUUAUGCCUGACGAGGAAGGUCUUAAAGGAGGAUGGUUUUCUGCGCGUGUUCUUGAUGUGAAAGAUAACAAAGCUCAUGUUUGCUACAACAAUCUUCUUUCUGAUGAUGGGUCUGAUCAGCUUAAGGAAUGGCUAUCACUCAGCAGUGAGAGCAGUGGAGUUCCUAAAAUUCGAAUCGCCCACCCGAUGAUCGCAACAAAAUAUGACAGAACAAAGAAGCGUCGGAGGGAGGCUGUAGGUAAUUAUGUGUGGGCUGUUGGUGAUCGAGUGGAUGCACAUAUGCGCGAUGGAUGGUGGGAAGGGAUUGUCACUGAAAAGAGCCAAGUAGACGAAACAAAGCUUACGGUGUACUUUCCAGCGGGGGGUGAUUCUUCACUUGUUCGAGCAUGGGAUCUUCGGCCAUCACUUACCUGGAAGGAUGGUCAAUGGAUAGAGUGGUCUCGUGCAAAAGAAGAUAUGCUUCGCCCCUAUGAGGGUGAUACUCCCCAAGAGAAACGACGAAAGUUGGUCGGACUGGGACCCAAGGCUGACACAGAACUCUAUGGCAGUGGUAUAGAUAAGCAAUCCAGUAGAAUGCCUCUGGAGACUUCAGGGAAAGCAGUGGAGUCAGGACCACUUAAUUUAUCUGCAAAGGAUGCAAUAUUUUCUGUGGGAAAGAAUGUGAGUGAGGCAAAUAUUUCUGAUGCACCGAAAAUGAAGCAUUCUGGCCUGCAGAAAGAAGGAUCCAGGGUUGUGAUUGGUGUUCCUAAACCUGGCAAGAAAAGGAAAUUUAUGGAAGUAAGCAAACAUUAUAUGUCUGAUAAGACCGUCAAGACGAGUCAAGGGAAUGAUUCCCUUAAGUUUGCUAAAUAUUUAAUGCCUCAAGCAUCCCGCCCGUGGAGAAAUACUUCUAAGGUGGAUUCGAAAGGAAACCAGGCUGGAAACUCCAAGUCUCUAGGGGUUAGAUCUGUAAAAUCUCAAGCUACUCAAACUAGGAGUACAAUUGAAAAGGAGUAUCCUUCACUUACCACUGUAUCUGCUUCAAAUAGUGAAAAAAAUAGUCACGGUUCUUUGUCAAAUACAAGAGCUGGUUUUAGCAAAGAAAAUGUUAUAGAAAAGAAUUCCAUAGAAGCUGUCAGCCUUCCAACUACAGAGAGCUUGGUUUCAGUGUCCUCUGUUCAGUCUAGGCCUACUAUUCCUGCGUCCAGGAAGAAGUCUUCUUCGGCUGUUGAAGCAGGGCGAGGGGUGAAAGGAAGGGUUACUCCCUCUUUAGAUAAGUCUACCAGAAUUGAAAAGAAGCCCUCAGAAACUCAUGAAAAAGCAAUCCCGGGUGCCAUUGAACCACGGAGAUCUAAUCGUAAAAUUCAACCAACUUCAAGGCUAUUAGAAGGAUUGCAAAGUUCCUUGCUCAUUUCAAAAAUUCCCACUUUUUCACAUGACAAGGGUUCUAAGGCCCUGCAUAGAAGUUCAUCUUCAAGGGGGCCUACUCGUGGUUGAUUGGAGCUCACCUAUCCUGAUGCAGCUUAAUCUUAUGGAGUUCUGUAUAACAGAGUACAAGAUUCAUCAAACUAGGAUUUUGUAUAUAAAAUACAGUUUUAGGCUUUUUACGGCUUGAAACUUAGAAGCUUGAUCUCUUAUUGUGAGUUGUAAGAUGUUCGGUUUCUAAUAAUCUUAUAUUCUUGAUUUCUAUUUCUUCUGCUUUAACUCUGUAAGACGGAACUUAAAAGAUUGAUCUCUUAUCGUCAGCUGU
Messenger RNA from Asparagus officinalis (garden asparagus), 7161 nucleotides. RefSeq lists its product as uncharacterized. Bases 345 to 6908 code for a protein of 2187 amino acids. The transcript has 19 exons. NCBI's taxonomy places the organism in Eukaryota, Viridiplantae, Streptophyta, Magnoliopsida, Asparagales, Asparagaceae. The record is from RefSeq and is a predicted model, not a curated record.